Molecule: messenger RNA, 897 nt
Organism: Myotis myotis
Lineage: Eukaryota; Metazoa; Chordata; Mammalia; Chiroptera; Vespertilionidae
Gene: DYNLT4
Product: dynein light chain Tctex-type 4
Exons: 3
Coding region: 218-877 (219 amino acids)
Biological process (GO): microtubule-based movement
Cellular component (GO): cytoplasm; cytoplasmic dynein complex
Molecular function (GO): dynein intermediate chain binding
Source: RefSeq, a predicted model, not a curated record
CCUGAUUCCCGAGCAGCCGCCCCCGCAGCAGCCUCAAGGCCUCCCCAUAUCCCAGGCCUCUGAGACUCACAAGGGAAGAGCGAAGAGGCAUUCUUCACAAGAAGAGAAAUGGACAGUGGCUUCAGAGCCCUGGGCACUUAAUCCUCUAAGCACCUAGGAAUCCACUCAGCCUUGGACUAUUUGAUUUCCGUGUCUCAAAAACACAGCCAGCAGGUCCAUGGCUGGUAGGCCUGUGCCCCCCGGACGCCAGGAGGAGGAGACUGCCAAAGACCCCGGGUUGAAACAAUCGCUGGUCCGGCCUCCAGGCCAUCUGCCCAGCAUUGAUGAGGCCCGACCAGCAGGUCCGGGCCCAGCCUCCCGCCGCGGCUCAGUGCUGGGCCUGACUUCAUCCUUUUCCCGCCGCAACUCGCUGGCUGGACCAGGCAUGGGUCCUGGGGGCCGGCGACCAUCCUUGGGCCCAAUGCCGCCUUUAGGCUCAAGGAUCAGCUUCUCCGGGUUGCUCCUGGCACCUCCUCGGCGGAUGGCACCCUCAUAUCGCACUGAGCCAGCGCCUGGGGAGCGCUGGGAGGCCACGCGAACACAACAUGCCCUGGAGGAAGUGCUGGCCACAGAACUACAAGACACAGUCUACUCUGGCACCAAGGCAGGGCCCCUGGCGCGGGAGCUGUGCGAACUGGUACACACGCGCCUGCGAGAGCUCAGCCCGCCCCGCUACAAGCUGGUGUGCAGCGUGGUGCUGGGGCAGCACACGGGCCAGGGCGUGCACGUGGUCAGCCGUGCGCUCUGGGACGGGGCACAUGACGGCCUGGCCUCCGCCACCUUCACCAACGCCUCGCUCUUUGCAGUGGCCACGGUCCAUGGGCUCUACUACGAGUGAGGAGGCAUCCAAGUUCUGCA